Messenger RNA from Lacerta agilis (Sand lizard), 1639 nucleotides. It is a transcript of the gene SRPX, whose product is annotated as sushi repeat containing protein X-linked. The record is from RefSeq and is a predicted model, not a curated record. The coding region runs from base 162 to 1529 and encodes 455 amino acids. The transcript has 10 exons. NCBI's taxonomy places the organism in Eukaryota, Metazoa, Chordata, Lepidosauria, Squamata, Lacertidae.
GGGAAGAGUUUCAGCGGGAAGAGGCUGCGGAGGGAGGAGCUUGCAAGAGGAGCCCCUCUGCCUGCUCGUCGCCCCUCCCCGAGCCGCCCGCUUGCUCCCGGCUCUCGCGUCCGCCGGCAGCCUUGCAGUGGGAGCCGAAGGGGCGCCUGGGCGAGGGCAACAUGCGGAGCCCCUCCGUCUGCUUGGCUGCUCUCCUGCUGGCGGUGGCCGCGCGCUUCAGCCUUGCGUACCAAGGAUCGGGAUACUCACCGCUAGAAGAUGAUGAAGACGUGUAUGCACACAAUAGAUAUAAAGAUACACCAUGGUGCUCUCCUAUCAAGGUGAAAUACGGCUAUGCCAGCUGCAGAAGCCCUCGCGGAGGGUAUUAUAAAAACGUCUUGGGAACAAAAUGCGACAUUCGUUGUCAGAAAGGCUAUGAGCUGCACGGUCCCCAGGAGCUUAUGUGUCAGUCAAACAAACGCUGGUCUGGCAAAGUUUUGUGCAAACAAAAACGUUGCCCAACCCUUUCGAUGCCAGGAAAUGGAGGAUUCAAGUGUUUAGAUGGUGCAUAUUAUAACUCCAGGUGUGAGUAUUAUUGUUCACCAGGAUACCAAUUAAAAGGAGACCGAAUAGUACAAUGUAUGGAUAACAAACUUUGGAGUGGACGACCAGCUUCUUGUGUUGAUAUGGAGCCGCCUAGAAUCCAGUGCCCAAGUGUAAAGGAGAAAACGGCAGAGCCCAAUAAACUGACAGCCAGAGUGUUCUGGGAAACCCCAGAGGGAAGGGACACUGCAGAUGGCAUUUUGACAGAUGUUAUUUUGAAAGGACUACCACCAGGAUCACAUUUUUCAGAGGGAGAUCACAAGAUCCACUACACUGUGUUUGACAGAGCUGGGAAUAAGGGAACGUGCAGAUUUUAUGUUAAAGUUAAAGUCAGACGUUGCGGGAAACUGAAUGCUCCAGAAAAUGGCUACAUAAAAUGUUCUGGUGACGGGGAUAAUUAUGGCGCAACCUGUGAAUUUUCCUGCAUCGGUGGAUACGAAUUGCAGGGAAGCCCAGCACGAGUUUGUCAGUACAAUUUAGGCUGGUCAGGAACAGAGCCAACCUGUACACCCAUGAACAUUAAUGUUGGUGUGAGGACCGCAGCAGCCCUCCUGGACCAGUUUUAUGAGAAACGGAGGCUGCUCAUUAUAUCCACUCCGACUGCAGCCAAUUACUUCUAUAGAUUGCAACUGGGAAUGCUGCAGCCAGCACUGUGUGGUUUAGAUCUCCGGCACGUGACCGUGAUUGAGUUGGUUGGAGUCUAUCCAGCACAGCUGGGAAGAAUAGGCUUGAGACUGAUGCCUCCUGCGCUGGCUUUGCAACUCAGGUUGUUGCUCCGCAUUCCCCACUAUAACUUCAAUAUGGUGGUGGUUGAUAAACAUGGUGUGGACAAAGAACGAUAUCCUUUCCCAGCGACUCCUGCUGAGCUCUUUGCUCUCAUUGAUACUUUCCCUUUGAGAAAAGAAGAAAUGAAACUGCAAGCAGAAGCUGGCCAGUCCUGUCCCUGAGUCUGGAUUACAGCCAUUCGCAUUGUGGUGUGUUGCUGCCCCCCCUGCCCCUCUGGUGCUACUACACAAAGCAUGGUAUUAUGGAAGUCACUGAUGUACAGAUUCUUUUU